AUGGAUCCAACACUGAAUUCACUUCUCAAAUGGGGUAUUGAAAACUCCGAACCUUCAGCUAGCGCACAGGACCAACCGGCCAGAGAACCCAGAGGGUUAUCGGCUGAUGCUCUGCGCGCGUUGAUGGGCGGUCCCAGCGACGCCGACCUGAUGCGUGAAGCCAUAGCUAUCGUCCAGUCUUCGGACCCCGAAGUCACGCACGAUGCCAAAAUGAUCGCCUUCGACAACUUCGAGCAGCUGAUCGAAAACCUGGACAACGCCAACAACAUGGAGCCGCUCGGACUGUGGACGCCACUUCUGUCGCAACUCGACAGCCCAGUGGCGGACUUGCGACGCAUGGCGGCCUGGUGCCUCGGCACCGCGGUUCAAAACAACGAGAAAGCACAGGAACGACUCCUAGGCCUCAAUGGCAUAGAGAAGCUGUGCAGAAUGGCUCUCGGCGACGAGGACAAGGCUACGCGAAGAAAGGCCGUCUACGCCCUGAGCUCUGGGGUCCGGAACUAUCAGCCGGCCAUGAAUGAGGCCGUCAAGCGAUUACCCAAGGAUAUCGUCGGGCCCGACCAGGUGUCCGCGGCGGAUAUGGAUGUCAUUGACGCAAUCAUGGGAAAACUGAGAGAGAGGUAG
Messenger RNA from Capronia epimyces CBS 606.96, 624 nucleotides. RefSeq lists its product as uncharacterized. The record is from RefSeq and is a predicted model, not a curated record. The transcript has a single exon. Lineage: Eukaryota; Fungi; Ascomycota; Eurotiomycetes; Chaetothyriales; Herpotrichiellaceae. Bases 1 to 624 code for a protein of 207 amino acids.